CAUGUGCAAAACUAGGAUCCUAUCACUCAUAUCCAGGGCAUAGGACUCUUUUACAAUGGGCUUUUUACUUGGCCUGAAAAUGGUUUUAGAUGGUUGUUUACAAGCAACUAUAUAGAGGUGAAGAUUCUUCAUUACUACACUUGAACAAACAGACAUUGUAGAUGGAGAUAAUGGCUCUGCCAUUGCAGCAAAACAUUUCCAUUACCAUUAAUUUCAGAUCGCCCUAUCUUUGUGCAAAAUCCACAUACCCAACUUUCUCUUUAACAAACGAAAACACAAAAAUUAGGAAACUGCAAAAUCCGAAACAGACUCGGGGAAACCCAAAAACCCACAUCAGUCUGUUAAAAUCACGCCAAACCCAGCUGAUUUUCAAUCCAAAAAGUCCUCCCAAAAGCAAACUUGAAGCUCUUGAAACUGUCAUCACUAAAUUAGAGUCUACAGUAAGCAAUGGCACUGAGGUUAAUGACCCACAAAUCUUCGCUUCCCUUUUAGAAACAUGCUUUAAUUUACAGGCUAUUGAUCAUGGUAUCCGUGUUCAUCGGCUCAUCCCCGAGAAACUUUUACGUAAAAACGUUGGCAUUUCAUCGAAGCUGAUUAGACUAUAUGCGUGUAAUGGACAAACCCAGAAGGCACACGAACUGUUUGAUAAAAUGCCUAAAAGAAAUGCCUCAGCAUUUCCUUGGAAUUCGAUUAUAUCUGGCUAUGCUGAGAAUGGUUUGUUUGAAGAUGCGCUGGCAAUUUAUUUUCAGAUGGUGGAGGAGGGUGUGGAGCCCGAUUGUUACACUUUUCCACGUGCGUUGAAGGCAUGUGGAGGAGUUGGGUUGAUUCAUGUAGGAGAGGAAGUUCAUCGGCAUGUAAUUCGUCGUGGGUUGGAAAGUAAUGGGUUUAUUUUAAACGCGCUUGUUGAUAUGUACGCCAAAUGUGGUGAUAUCGUUAAGGCUCGGAAACUAUUUGAUCGAAUUGGGACAAAGGAUUUGGUUUCUUGGAAUUCAAUGCUCAUCGGAUACAUUAGGCAUGAGCUCAUUAGUGAGGCGUUCAACUUGUUUCGUCUUAUGAUACGUGAAGGAAUAGUACCUGACUCUGUCUCUAUGUCAGCAUUACUUGUGGCCAGAUUACCUUUAUCAAUUGGUAAACAAAUUUAUGGAUGGGUUCUUCGUCGAGGGACUAAUCAAGAAUUGUCCGUUGUUAACUCUUUGGUUGACUUCUAUGCGGACCAAAAAAAGUUGAAGCAAGUGAGAUGGUUGUUUGAACAUAUGCACGAACGAGAUGUGAUAUCAUGGAAUUCGGUCAUUUCAGCGCACUCUAAGCACCCUGAAGCUCUAUCGUACUUUGAGAAGAUGGUGAAAUUUGGUGCCACACCAGAUGGUGUUACAUUUGUGUCAUUGCUAUCGACAUGCGCUCAUUUAGGAAAACUAGAAGAUGGGGAGAGGUUGUUUAGAAUUAUGAAAGAGAGGUAUGAUAUUAGUCCAAGGAUGGAACAUUAUGGCUGUAUGGUGAAUCUAUAUGGAAGGAUAGGAUUGAUAGACAAAGCUUUUGAUUUCGUAAUGAAGAGAAUGGAAUUUGAAGCUGGACCAACCAUUUGGGGUGCAUUGUUAUAUGCUUGCUACAGACAUGGCAAUGUUGAAAUAGGAGAGAUAGCUGCGCAACAUCUGUUCGAGCUGGAGCCGGAUAAUGAGCAUAAUUUUGAGCUUUUGAUGAAGAUUUAUAAGAAUGCUGGUCUACUAGAAGAUGUAGAGAGAAUAAAGCUAAUGAUGGUAGAACGAGGAUUAGAUCGUUCGAUACCAUACAAAAGAUGUUAAAGUUUCUUGAAAUGACAUUUUGCCAAUGAUUUUUCAGUAAGGAAAGUGGGAAUGAAAAUUUAAGUGCACUAAACACAAAGGGAAUGAAGAUUCAGGAAACACUAUUGAGACAGUUUUUGUACAACUAUUUAUCAAUUUACAGAAUUCUAAUUUUCAACUCAGCAUCAUCAGGUAUUUUGAAUGAUCAAUUUGAUAUGGAA
Molecule: messenger RNA, 1999 nt
Organism: Nicotiana attenuata
Lineage: Eukaryota; Viridiplantae; Streptophyta; Magnoliopsida; Solanales; Solanaceae
Product: pentatricopeptide repeat-containing protein At4g25270, chloroplastic
Exons: 1
Coding region: 162-1799 (545 amino acids)
Biological process (GO): RNA modification
Molecular function (GO): protein binding; RNA binding
Source: RefSeq, a predicted model, not a curated record